Arvicola amphibius (Eurasian water vole) is the source of this 3747-nucleotide messenger RNA. RefSeq names its product adenylate cyclase 8 (gene Adcy8). Gene Ontology annotation, molecular function: adenylate cyclase activity. The transcript has 18 exons. The record is from RefSeq and is a predicted model, not a curated record. Lineage: Eukaryota; Metazoa; Chordata; Mammalia; Rodentia; Cricetidae. Gene Ontology annotation, cellular component: plasma membrane. Gene Ontology annotation, biological process: cAMP biosynthetic process; adenylate cyclase-activating G protein-coupled receptor signaling pathway; intracellular signal transduction. The coding region runs from base 1 to 3747 and encodes 1248 amino acids.
AUGGAGCUCUCGGAUGUGCACUGCCUUAGCGGCAGCGAGGAACUCUACACCAUCCACCCGACGCCCCCGGCCGGCGACGGAGGGAGCGGCUCCCGGCCGCAGCGGCUGCUAUGGCAGACGGCGGUGCGGCACAUCACCGAGCAGCGCUUCAUCCACGGGCACCGGGGCGGCGGCGGCGGGGGCUCACGCAAAGCCUCGAACCCUGCAGGCAGCGGACCCAACCACCACGCGCCGCCGUUGUCUGGCGAUUCGACGCUGCCCCUCUAUUCUCUGGGCCCCGGAGAGCGAGCGCACAAUACCGGCGGCACCAAAGUCUUCCCGGAACGCAGCGGGAGCGGCAGUGCCAGUGGCAGCGGGGGCGGGGGCGACCUGGGCUUCCUGCACCUUGACUGUGCCCCGAGUAACUCGGAUUUCUUCCUCAAUGGGGGCUACAGCUACCGUGGGGUCAUAUUCCCUACCCUACGCAACUCCUUCAAGUCUCGGGAUCUGGAGCGCCUCUACCAACGCUAUUUCCUGGGCCAGAGGCGCAAAUCCGAGGUAGUUAUGAACGUGCUGGAUGUACUAACCAAACUCACCCUCUUGGUCCUCCACUUGAGCCUGGCCUCGGCCCCCAUGGACCCACUCAAGGGCAUCCUGCUGGGAUUCUUCACCGGCAUCGAGGUGGUGAUCUGCGCCCUGGUGGUGGUCAGGAAGGACACCACGUCGCACACCUACCUGCAAUACAGCGGAGUGGUCACUUGGGUAGCUAUGACCACCCAGAUUCUGGCAGCGGGCCUGGGCUAUGGGCUUCUGGGAGACGGCAUAGGCUACGUGCUCUUUACACUCUUCGCCACCUACAGCAUGCUUCCCCUGCCGCUCACCUGGGCCAUCCUGGCGGGCCUGAGCACAUCGCUGCUGCAAGUCACCCUUCAAGUGCUCAUACCCAGGCUUGCGGUCUUUUCAAUCAAUCAGGUCCUGGCCCAGGUGGUGCUAUUCAUGUGCAUGAACACAGCUGGGAUCUUCAUCAGUUACCUGUCGGACCGCGCCCAGCGCCAGGCCUUCCUGGAGACACGGAGGUGUGUGGAGGCCAGGCUACGCCUGGAGACAGAGAACCAAAGACAGGAGCGGCUUGUGCUGUCUGUGCUUCCCAGGUUCGUCGUGCUAGAAAUGAUCAAUGACAUGACCAACGUGGAGGAUGAGCACCUGCAGCAUCAGUUCCACCGCAUCUACAUCCAUCGCUAUGAGAAUGUCAGUAUUCUUUUUGCAGAUGUCAAAGGAUUCACCAACCUCUCUACGACCUUGUCCGCUCAGGAGCUGGUCAGGAUGCUCAACGAGCUCUUUGCCAGAUUUGACCGGCUGGCCCAUGAACAUCAUUGUCUUCGUAUUAAAAUCCUGGGGGACUGCUACUACUGCGUGUCUGGACUGCCUGAGCCCCGCCAGGACCACGCCCAUUGCUGCGUUGAAAUGGGCCUCAGCAUGAUCAAAACCAUCAGGUAUGUGAGAUCCAGAACGAAGCAUGAUGUUGACAUGAGAAUUGGAAUCCACUCAGGCUCCGUGCUAUGUGGCGUGUUGGGCCUGAGGAAGUGGCAGUUUGAUGUCUGGUCUUGGGAUGUGGACAUUGCAAACAAACUUGAAUCUGGAGGGAUCCCUGGGAGAAUUCACAUUUCCAAAGCCACACUGGAUUGCCUCAAUGGUGACUACAAUGUGGAAGAGGGCCACGGUAAAGAGAGGAAUGAGUUCUUGAGGAAGCAUAAUAUAGAGACCUAUUUGAUUAAGCAGCCUGAGGAGAGCUUGCUGUCAUUGCCUGAAGACAUAGUCAAGGAGUCGGUGAGCUCCUCAGACAGGAGGAACAGCGGGGCUGCCUUCCCAGAAGGAUCCUGGAGCCCAGAACUGCCUUUCGACAACAUCGUGGGCAAACAGAAUACUCUGGCUGCCCUAACAAGAAAUUCAAUAAAUCUGCUUCCAAACCAUCUCGCACAAGCUUUGCAUGUCCAGUCUGGGCCUGAGGAAAUUCACAAGAGAAUAGAGCAUACCAUCGACUUGCGGAGUGGCGAUAAGCUGAGAAGAGAGCAUAUCAAGCCAUUCUCACUGAUGUUUAAAGACUCCAGCCUGGAGCACAAGUAUUCUCAAAUGAGAGAUGAAGUUUUCAAGUCAAACUUGGUCUGUGCAUUUAUCGUUCUUCUGUUCAUCACUGCGAUUCAAAGUUUGCUUCCUUCUUCGAGGCUGAUGCCAAUGACCAUCCAGUUCUCCAUUCUGAUCAUGCUGCACUCCGCUCUGGUCCUCAUCACCACAGCAGAGGACUAUAAGUGUCUGCCCCUCGUCCUCCGCAAAACCUGCUGUUGGAUUAAUGAAACGUAUCUGGCCCGGAACGUCAUCAUCUUCGCUUCCAUCCUGAUUAAUUUCCUGGGAGCAGUCAUAAAUAUCCUGUGGUGUGAUUUUGACAAGUCGAUACCCUUGAAGAACCUGACUUUCAAUUCCUCAGCUGUGUUUACAGAUAUCUGCUCCUACCCAGAGUACUUUGUCUUCACGGGGGUGUUGGCCAUGGUGACCUGUGCAGUUUUUCUCCGGCUGAACUCUGUCUUGAAGCUGGCUGUGCUGCUGAUUAUGAUCGCCAUCUAUGCCCUGCUGACGGAAACCAUCUAUGCGGGUCUCUUUCUGAGUUACGACAACCUGAACCACAGUGGAGAAGAUUUCCUGGGGACCAAGGAGGCGUCACUGCUACUGAUGGCCAUGUUCCUCCUUGCUGUGUUCUACCAUGGACAGCAGCUGGAAUACACAGCCCGCCUGGAUUUCCUGUGGCGAGUACAGGCCAAAGAGGAGAUCAACGAGAUGAAGGAGCUGAGGGAACACAAUGAAAACAUGCUGCGCAAUAUCUUACCCAGCCAUGUGGCCCGUCACUUCCUGGAGAAAGACAGAGACAAUGAGGAGCUAUAUUCACAAUCCUAUGAUGCUGUUGGGGUGAUGUUUGCUUCCAUUCCCGGAUUUGCAGACUUUUACUCUCAGACAGAAAUGAACAACCAGGGAGUGGAAUGUCUGCGCUUGCUGAAUGAGAUCAUCGCUGACUUUGAUGAGCUGCUUGGGGAGGACCGGUUUCAAGACAUAGAGAAGAUCAAGACCAUUGGCAGCACAUACAUGGCCGUCUCAGGACUGUCACCAGAGAAACAGCAAUGUGAUGAUAAAUGGGGGCACCUGUGUGCCCUGGCUGACUUCUCUCUUGCCCUGGCCGAAAGCAUACAGGAGAUCAACAAGCAUUCGUUCAACAACUUUGAACUCCGAAUUGGCAUCAGCCAUGGCUCAGUGGUAGCAGGUGUGAUUGGCGCUAAGAAACCACAGUAUGACAUUUGGGGUAAAACUGUGAACUUAGCAAGUCGAAUGGACAGCACGGGGGUGAGUGGCCGGAUCCAAGUUCCAGAGGAGACUUAUCUUAUCCUGAAGGACCAGGGCUUUGCCUUUGAUUAUCGAGGAGAGAUCUAUGUGAAGGGCAUCAGUGAGCAAGAAGGAAAAAUCAAAACGUACUUUCUCCUCGGAAGAGUCCAACCCAACCCAUUCAUCUUGCCCCCAAGAAGACUGCCCGGGCAAUACUCUCUGGCUGCAGUUGUCCUUGGUCUUGUCCAGUCUCUCAACCGGCAAAGGCAGAAGCAACUACUCAAUGACAACAGCAACACAGGCAUCAUCAAAGGCCAUUACAACCGGCGGACUUUGUUAACACCCAGUGGGCCGGAGCCUGGAGCACAAGCUGAAGGCACCGACAAAUCUGAUUUGCCAUAA